UUGCAAAAAGAGAAAACCGUGUUCCGAAUAUCCCGAUUCCUCAUUUGUCAUCCUCUAACUCACAAGUUGCUUUCCAUAUUUUAUUCUCUUUUUUUCUGUAUUUUUUCCUUCAAUUGCCACCACCUUUCUUUCAGUACUGCUCUCUCAUCUUCAUAAAUUAAGAAGAAGAAAUGGUGAUGUUUAAGGUAUCAAAAGUAGAAACUAAUCCAAUCGAUGGACAGAAACCAGGAACAUCUGGUUUGAGAAAGAAGGUAAAAGUAUUCAAGCAACCACAUUACUUGCAGAACUUUGUUCAAGCAACAUUCAAUGCGCUCCCAGCUAAUCAAGUGAAAGGUGCUAUAAUCGUUGUUUCUGGUGAUGGUCGUUAUUGGUCGAAGGAUGCCAUUCAGAUUAUAAUUAAGAUGGCAGCUGCAAAUGGAGUAAGAGGUGUAUGGGUUGGACUAAAUGGGUUGAUGUCAACUCCUGCUGUAUCUGCUGUUAUACGUGAACGAACUGGUGCAGAUGGAUCUAAGGCAUCAGGAGCUUUCAUAUUGACCGCAAGUCACAACCCUGGUGGUCCACAUGAGGAUUUUGGAAUCAAGUACAACAUGGAAAAUGGUGGGCCUGCUCCCGAGGGAGUGACGGAUAAGAUCUAUCAGAACACAACAACAAUAAAAGAAUACUACAUUGCUGAAGAUUUCCCAGAUGUGGAUCUUUCUACUGAAGGAGUAACAAAGCUUGGAGGGCCCGAGGGAGAGUUUGAUGUUGAUGUUUUUGAUUCAGCCAAUGACUAUGUGAAAUUGAUGAAGUUGAUUUUUGAUUUUGAGUCUAUUCAGAAGUUGGUUGCAUCUCCUAAAUUCACUUUCUGUUAUGACGCACUUCAUGGGGUAGCUGGAGCUUAUGCAAACCGCAUUUUUGUUCAAGAGCUUGGAGCACAAGAAAGUUUUUUAAUAAACUGUGUACCCAAGGAAGACUUUGGAGGAGGUCAUCCAGACCCCAACCUGACUUACGCCAAGGAGUUGGUUGCACACAUGGGGUUGUCUAAAGCUAACCCUGAAGCCAAUCCACCAGAAUUUGGUGCAGCUGCUGAUGGUGACGCUGACCGUAACAUGAUCCUUGGUAAAAGGUUUUUCGUGACUCCAUCAGAUUCUGUCGCCAUAAUUGCUGCAAAUGCUGUUAAAGCUAUUCCAUAUUUCUCAUCGGGCUUAAAAGGAGUAGCCAGGAGCAUGCCUACUUCAGCUGCGCUUGAUGUUGUAGCGAAACAUCUAAAUCUGAAAUUCUUCGAGGUACCCACCGGCUGGAAGUUCUUCGGAAACUUAAUGGACGCUGGAAUGUGUUCAGUUUGUGGUGAAGAGAGUUUCGGAACUGGUUCAGACCAUAUUCGUGAGAAGGAUGGAAUAUGGGCAGUAUUAGCCUGGCUAUCGAUUCUUGCCUACGUUAAUAAAGAUAAUCUUGGAAAAGAUCAACUUGUCUCCGUUGAAGAUAUAGUUCGUGGUCAUUGGUCUACUUACGGUCGCCACUAUUACACCCGAUAUGACUAUGAAAAUGUGGAUUCAGGUGCAGCCAAGGAGUUGAUGGCGAAUUUAGUCAAUUUGCAGGCUUCCCUCCCUGAUGUUAACAAUAUCAUAAAGGGAAUACGAUCAGAUGUUGCAGAUGUCGUCCAAGCCGAUGAAUUUGAAUACAAAGAUCCUGUGGAUGGAUCUAUCUCAAAGCACCAGGGUAUUAGAUACCUGUUUGCAGAUGGAUCACGAUUGGUCUUCCGGCUUUCUGGAACUGGGUCAGAAGGUGCAACAAUCCGGCUCUACAUUGAGCAGUAUGAGAAGGAUCCUUCAAAGAUUGGAAGGGAAUCUCAUGAGGCACUUGCUCCUUUGGUGGAAGUUGCACUAAAGCUUUCCCAGAUGGAAAAAAUGACUGGCCGAUCAGCUCCUACAGUUAUUACAUAGAGAAAUUUCUGAGCUAUGAUAAUACUCUUUCUAUCCAUAUUCAUGGAAUUAUCAUCAUGAACUUCAACUUUGUAAUCAAUUUUCCUUCUAGAGUUCCCUCAUAUUUCCUUCUUUUACCUUUUUUUUUAUCAUCAUAAGAAUGAGACAUUGUUUGUGAAUUAUGAUGCCUCGAUUUCACCCACCACACUUUGCUCUCUGCUGAGAUUGCAGCAUCAAGUUUUACUGUUUCAGUAUCUGUAUCAAUUUCCAUAUCUAGGUAGGUACUAAACAUGAUUUACUGCCUUUUAAUUGGCCAUGUUUUCAUUCAUGUGUAUGAGAAAGAUGAAUGAUGUAUUAAGAUUUUCUUCCCAAAUCAGAGAUGUGCAGACUCUUUCUUUC
Messenger RNA from Papaver somniferum (opium poppy), 2300 nucleotides. RefSeq names its product phosphoglucomutase, cytoplasmic-like. The record is from RefSeq and is a predicted model, not a curated record. Gene Ontology annotation, cellular component: cytosol. Gene Ontology annotation, molecular function: magnesium ion binding; phosphoglucomutase activity. NCBI's taxonomy places the organism in Eukaryota, Viridiplantae, Streptophyta, Magnoliopsida, Ranunculales, Papaveraceae. The coding region runs from base 171 to 1922 and encodes 583 amino acids. Gene Ontology annotation, biological process: carbohydrate metabolic process. The transcript is spliced from 19 exons.